Humulus lupulus (European hop) is the source of this 1706-nucleotide messenger RNA. Its product is annotated as heterogeneous nuclear ribonucleoprotein 1-like. The transcript is spliced from 2 exons. NCBI's taxonomy places the organism in Eukaryota, Viridiplantae, Streptophyta, Magnoliopsida, Rosales, Cannabaceae. The record is from RefSeq and is a predicted model, not a curated record. The coding region runs from base 195 to 1493 and encodes 432 amino acids. Gene Ontology annotation, molecular function: RNA binding.
UAUGUUGCAAAGAGGGGUUUCAUUCGAUGUCGUUUAACAAACCCUAAGUCCUUUCCCUCCUCCUCCAUCGGUCUCCUUCUCCUUUCUCAAAUCGUCCCUCUCUUUCUCUCUCCUCUCGCUCUCUACACAGUCCUAGAGAGAGAAACCGAUACGGGAGUGGAGGAGUACAUUUUGGUGUGGUCGGAAGAGAAGACAUGGACUCAGACGAGGGGAAGCUAUUCAUAGGUGGAAUAGCAUGGGACACGACGGAGGAGAAGCUCAGCGACUACUUCGGCCAGUACGGCGAGGUCACUCAAACUGUAAUAAUGCGUGACAAGACCACCGGUCGGCCUCGGGGUUUCGCUUUUGUCGUCUUCUCCGACCCUUCUGUUCUUGAUACUGUUCUCAGCGAAAAGCACACAAUUGAUGGUCGAGCGGUGGAUGCAAAAAGGGCUUUGUCAAGAGAAGAGCAGACCUCCUCAAAAAGUGGAAACUUUUCUUCUAGUAGAAGCUCUGGAGGGGGAGGAAACUUUAAGACCAAAAAAAUAUUUGUUGGAGGGCUGCCUUCCACGCUUACUGAAGAUGGAUUUCGUCAAUUUUUUGAAACUUUUGGCCAUGUAACUGAUGUAGUAAUAAUGUAUGAUCAGAAUACUCAACGACCCCGCGGUUUUGGUUUUAUAACUUUUGAUACUGAAGAUGCUGUUGAUAGAGUAUUAUUUAAGAACUUCCACGAGAUAAAUGGCAAGCUAGUAGAGGUGAAACGAGCCCUUCCUAAAGAUGCAAACCCUGGUGGAGGUGGCCGUGGUGGAGGCUACCAAGGUUAUUCUGGUGGUGGCACAAAUACAUUCGACAGUAGAAUGGAUGGCAAUAGAUAUAUGCAGCCUCAAACAACUGCAGGUGGAUUCCCUCCAUAUUCAGGCUAUGGUGCACCUGGUUAUGGUUACGGAGCGGCUAACAGUGCACUUGGUUAUGGGGGAUAUGGAGCAUAUGGCGUUGGUGGUUAUGGAGGUUCUGCUGCUGGAUUUGGUGGUCCUGCAGGGUCCUACGGAAACCCAAAUGCCCCUAAUGCUGGUUAUGUUGGCGGGGCGCCUGGUGCAAUGAAAAAUAACUGGGGCAGUCAAACACCCACCGGCUAUGGUGCCUCUGGCUACGGUACAGCUCCUUGGGGCGCUCCAGGAGGCGGCGGCGGUGCAGCUGCUUCUGCUCCUAGAGGUCAAUCCCCCAGCGGGGCAUCUGGGUAUGGAAAUCAAGGUUAUGGGUAUCCUAACUACAGUGGAAGCUAUGGUCCUUACCCUGCCGCAUACCCUUCUAGUGGACGUGCCCCAAAUAGCAAUGCUGCUGGUGGUGGUGGCGGUGGUGGUACUGGUGUAGAUCAACAAGGAAGUGGGGGUGGUUAUAUGGGAAGUGGCUACAGUGACAACAAUGGUAGUUCAGGGUAUUCUAAUGCAGGAUGGAGAUCUGACCCCUCACAAGCUGCUGGUGGCUAUGGUGGCGCCCAGCCCCGGCAGGGUUAGUAGCAGCAAACCCCAAAGGUUUUGGUUUCUACUGGAGUAAUACUAGUGCAGACGAUCUUUACCCCCUUUGUGAGCCAUGGCAACAAACUGUUUGAUUGCUUGAUUCUGAGUGGUAGGAUUUCACUUGUAGGUUCGCUAGUUUAUUUUAUAAUUAGUGUUAGAAAUAUUUGGAAAAAAUUGUUUCGAAGUAGUAGUACCAUUUAUCUUCAGAUU